This is a messenger RNA of Vicugna pacos (alpaca), 2334 nucleotides long. RefSeq names its product 2-oxoglutarate and iron dependent oxygenase domain containing 2 (gene OGFOD2). The record is from RefSeq and is a predicted model, not a curated record. Gene Ontology annotation, molecular function: L-ascorbic acid binding; iron ion binding; oxidoreductase activity, acting on paired donors, with incorporation or reduction of molecular oxygen. NCBI's taxonomy places the organism in Eukaryota, Metazoa, Chordata, Mammalia, Artiodactyla, Camelidae.
CUGGGGCGAUCCGCGGCGAGUCCUAAUAGACGGUGGCAGAGGUAGCGGGAGAGCCAGGCAGGGACCCAGGAUAAAUGCUAAACCCACGCUCAGACGCACAGAACUGGAUGGCAGUUGGAGGGAACGAGAUCGGACCCCAGAGCUCUAACUGUCCUCGUGGCGUUGGCUGGAUCUUCAAAAGCUCUUAGCAGAAAAGGGAGGCAGCGUCUAAGCAAAAGGUUUUGGGAUUCUGAGUUCCUACUAAUCCAUGUCCUGUGAAAGUGUGACUAAGUUCACUAAUCUGUAAAGUGGGAGGACCAAUCCCCGCCUUGUGGGUGGGGAAGCUGUGAAGGGGAACGAGAAGGUUGCGUGCUCUCAGCCAAGCUGCAGGGACCACCCCGGCCCGGGAGCAUCUUUCUGCACCGUAGACCGUUUUCUGGGAUGGAGUCCUCGUUAUUUUCUACACUUGGGAAUUUAGAACGGACCCUUGGCCACUGGUUCCACACCCCCUCGGCUGGGGGCGUACCCGGAAGUGCUCCUACGGAAGCCGGCAGGGGCGCGCGGCUCUUCACCAUGGGGACCGCGGCGGCCCCGCGGCGCUUCUGCCGCUGUGCCUGUUUCUGCUCCGAGAACUUGUACGUGGCGCGCUACGGGCUGCACGUGCGCUUCCGGAGCGAGCAGCAGCUGCGCCAGGACUACGGCCCGAUCCUGCGCAGCCGAGGCUGUGUUAGCCCCAAGGACUUCCAGCAGCUGUUGGGAGAGCUUGAGCAGGAGGUGGAGCGGCGGCGGCGGCUGGGGCAGGAGUCAGCUGCCAGGAAAGCCCUCAUCGCGAGCUCCUACCGUCCGGUGCGGCCCGACGUCUACAACUCGCUGAAGGAUGUGGCUUUGGCCCCCGAGUUUCUGGCCGCAGCUGAAUACAGUGCAUCACCAGGCGCAGACCUUGAGGGCCUUCUCCAGUGGCUGGAGACAGUGUCAGAGGAGAAGCGUAUUUACCGGCUGCCGGUGUUCACGGCGUGGUUCUGCCAGGCCCUGCUGGAGGAGCUGGAGCACUUCGAGCAGUCGGACAUGCCCAAGGGAAGACCCAACACCAUGAACAAUUACGGGGUGCUGCUCCAUGAGCUGGGCCUGGAUGAACCACUGGUGACACCGCUGAGGGAGCGCUUCCUGCAGCCGCUGAUGGCCCUGCUGUACCCGGACUGUGGCGGGGGCUGGCUGGACAGCCACCGUGCCUUUGUGGUCAAAUACGCGCCAGGCCAGGACCGCGAGCUGGGCUGCCACUACGAUAACGCCGAGCUCACCCUCAACGUGGCCCUGGGCAAGGCCUUCACGGGGGGCACCCUAUACUUCGGAGACCUCUUCCAGGCACCGUCAACCCUGGCCAAGCCCCUGGAGGUGGAGCACGUGGUGGCCCAGGGCAUCCUGCACCGAGGGGGCCAGCUGCACGGGGCCCGGCCCCUGGGCGCUGGUGAGCGCUGGAACCUGGUCGUCUGGCUCCGGGCCUCUGCUGUGCGCAACCACCUCUGCCCCAUGUGCUGCCGCAAGCCCGACCUGGUGGACGACGAGGGCUUCGGAGACGGCUUCACCCGCGAGGAGCCCCCCACCGUGGAUGUGUGUGCGCUGACUUGAGCCUGGCCGGGGCCAGUGUGGGGGGGUGACAGAAAUAAACACCCUGCAGCCCUCAGCACUUCUUGGUUCAAAAGGACACACAGGCUUCUGGGUCAUUCUUUCAGCAGACGGGCUGGCUCUGGCUUGUUAGAACCAGAGCCUGAGAUGGGGAUUCCUGUGCAGGUGGUUUAAGCAGGGAGUACUCUCAGGAGAAGCGGAAGCAGGACAGGGCAGGAAGGAGCUGGGCCAAGAUGUCAUUUCCAAUGGCAUCCAGUUCCAGCCUGAUCCCAUAGGGCUCUCUGCAGUGUGAAUCGUACCAGUUUGCCCCCAACAUCAGUUAUUGCCUAUAGAAUGUUUCCAGGUAGGGAGGGGGUGAGUAACUUCCAUCUCCAGGGCAUGGUGGGUCCCAGUGACCAAGGGAAUCGUUCAGAGAAGAGUCAAGGUGUGAGUUGUCAGCAGCAUGGCUGUGGGUGAGUGCAGCUGUCUACAAAGAGAAUUUGGGUUGUACAUCAACAGCAUCUUCCAGACAGUGCUGAGUUUUGGUUUGCUGAGUGUUGGUUUACUGCAGAGGGGUUAAAAGCAGGAACUCUGGAACCAGACUGCCUGGGAUCGAAUUCUGAUUUGGCCACCUCCAGCUGUGACUGUGGGUAAAUCUCUGUGUCUUGCUUUCCUCAUCUGGGAAGUAUCUAUGUCCUACAGCCAUUGUGAGAAUCAAAUGACUUACUGUUUAUAAAGUGAUUUAUAACAGUC